Chroicocephalus ridibundus (black-headed gull) is the source of this 3075-nucleotide messenger RNA. It is a transcript of the gene CPM, whose product is annotated as carboxypeptidase M. The record is from RefSeq and is a predicted model, not a curated record. NCBI's taxonomy places the organism in Eukaryota, Metazoa, Chordata, Aves, Charadriiformes, Laridae. Bases 121 to 1443 code for a protein of 440 amino acids. Gene Ontology annotation, molecular function: metallocarboxypeptidase activity; zinc ion binding. Gene Ontology annotation, biological process: peptide metabolic process; protein processing. The transcript has 9 exons.
GCCGGGGGGACCUGAGUGGAUGAAGCCCGCGUCAGUCAGGGGCAAGGGCGAGGCCGGGCGACGGGGGAUGGCGGCCCCCGCCCGCCGUCGGAGCUCCAGUUGUGGAAGAGCGGCGGCACCAUGCGGGGGGAGGUGGUUGGCAUCCUCUGCCUGAUUUCUGUGGCGGCCUCGCUGGAUUUCAAGUACCACCACGCCGAGGAGCUGGAGGCGUACCUGAAGGGGAUCCAUGCCACCUACCCCUCCCUCACACACUUGCACAGCAUCGGGCGCUCGGUGGAAGGUAGAAACCUGUGGGUUCUUGUUCUGGGAAGGUUUCCAACCCAUCAUAAGAUUGGCAUUCCAGAGUUCAAGUAUGUUGCUAAUAUGCAUGGGGAUGAGACUGUUGGGAGAGAAAUGCUGCUCCAUUUGAUAGACUUCCUGGUGACCAGCUAUGGACGUGACCCAGUUAUUACCCGGUUACUCAAUAAUACCCGGAUUCAUAUCAUGCCAACAAUGAAUCCUGAUGGAUUUGAAGCUACAAAAGUGCCUGAUUGCUAUUACAGCCGAGGAAGGUACAAUAAGAACGGAGAAGAUCUGAACAGAAAUUUUCCUGAUGCCUUUGAAAAUAACAACGCUAGCAUUCAGCCAGAGACUCAAGCAGUAAUGAACUGGAUAAAAAAUGAAACGUUUGUCCUUUCAGCCAACUUGCAUGGGGGUGCCCUGGUUGCCAGUUACACCUUUGAUAAUGGUAACUCAGUCACCGGCUCUUUGAACGGCUAUAGCAGGUCUCCAGAUGAUGAUGUCUUCAUUCAUCUGGCAAAAACUUACUCUUUCAACCAUGCCAGCAUGUACAAAGGGACUGGGUGUGACAACAGACAGACCUUUCCAGAAGGCAUUACCAACGGGUAUUCUUGGUACCAGCUGGAAGGUGGCAUGCAAGAUUACAACUACGUCUGGGGACAAUGUUUUGAAAUUACACUGGAGCUGUCAUGCUGUAAAUAUCCUCCAGCAGACCAGCUGGAAGAGUUCUGGAACGACAACAAAGUUGCUCUGAUCGAAUAUAUAAAACAAGUACAUCUAGGUGUCAAGGGUCAAGUUACUGAUAAGAAUGGGAAUCCUAUUCCCGAUGCCAUCGUGGAAGCCCAAGGAAGGCCUCAUGUCUGCCCUUACCGAACAAACGAACAUGGGGAAUACUUUCUUCUCCUUUUGCCUGGGACGUACGUCAUCAAUGCCACCGUGCCAGGAUUUAAAUCAAUGCUGAAGACAGUGGAAAUAACCAACAAUACUGGUAACUUCAGUGCUUUGAAACAAGACUUCUCUUUCUUGGAAGUCUCUAUCAGAUCAAGAGCUGCUUCGUGUCCCAAAACUCCCCUCUACCAAGAGCUCGAACGGGCUUCAGCUGCAGUAAAACCAACUCUACAUCUCUUGGUUUUAAUGACCGUUGUGCUUGUGAUUUUCAAAUAAAGUCAGGAAUGAUGUGAGAUGGCAAGGCAAAAAUCUUCCUGCCCCACUGUGGCUUUUCAGGCAAGGAAUUGUACAUGCAAAAGAAUGUAUGUUUUUAUAAACCAAAUUCUCAAAUUUACAGUCCUGUUUAUUGUAUUUUGUAAAAUACCAGCAUGACAAUCAAAUGUUUUACUUUGAUUAUAAAUAGACUAUCGUAUUUUUCUACGUAAGUAUUUUGCUCUGAAGAAGUUCUGUACAGCCUGUGGAGGUAACGGUAGAGUUUUGAUGCAGAAAAUACAAAUACAUUUUGAAGAAUUUGCCCGCGUUCAUAAAAAGCUUAGGAUUGUACUGCAGGUGUUUCAUGUGAACUCAGGUUCUGCGUUUGAAGCAACAGGUCAUGUGCCACACAACUGUAAGCAAUUAGCCCAGUCCUAAUUUCUCCUAAUAAAGCCCCUGCUACAACUGAGGAAUGGCAUUUUUACAUCUGCUCUUUCUUACCUGGACUGAUGAGAGUGCUCAGGGCUGAAAUAAGGUAAAGAGUGGUAACAGUGAUGCGGCCUCAGACAAGAUGGAAAUGAGGUGCGAGUACGUGCCAGGGGGCCAUUGCUGGAAGCCUGAGGAGCAUCUGUACCAUCAGGUGAAAGCGGGGCUCAGAAAACGGUGCUCCCCAAGGACAGAGCUGUUGAAAACAAUGUGGAAACGGUCAUCGACAGCUUUAUACCGUCGCUGUUGUCUAUUUUUUGCUGAGUUUGGUAUGGAACAGAACCCCAUACAACUCAGAAUUUUUUAAUCUGGACAGUUUUAGCAACGGCUUUAGAUGAGGCGUGUUUCCCAGCCCUGUUGGGGCUGUGUCUGUCACAGGUGCCAGGAGCUGGCAGGUGCCCAGCAAGGUGCAAAUCCCGUGACAGGCCCGUUUCAGCAGUGGCUGCAGUGCCCGCGCUCCCCUGGCCGGGCCGUGCUGCGAUAAAGCAGAAUGAGCGCAUUCCUUUCGCCUGGUCAGUGGCAAGUCACUUUCAGGGCCCUUUGAAGCUGUCCAAAGCCCACAGAAGUUAUCAAGACCAGGCGGUUACUACCAUCCCCGGUGUUUAUUUUAGAGCUUUAUCUGCCAGUAAUUUUCUUAAGCAAUUUCUAAAGUAACCAGAAGAGCUUAUCUUUAGAAACAUCCAUCUUUUCCUGUGUACAGUAAAUAAGGAAUGCAGGAAUGCAGUUAAUCUUUUGAUGCCUUUUUAAACAUCCCCCACCUUCUGAAACUGUACCCUGUCACACCGUUGCCUGUCACACGAAGCCCCCCCCCCCCGCCCUGGCUGGGCUGGGGAGCCCUGACAUCAGCCGCUGCUCUGCCACUUGCCUCAGUUCUGUGCAGCGGAUGAGGUUGUAAAUGGGCUUCAGCCUUGGAAACAGCAACACCCAUUCAGAAGAGGGGCUGUGUAGCCGAGAUGCUGCUUUUUGAAUGUUUUCAUCACAGCCAUUUGGAUUUUCUACCUUUUCUCCCCCUCUGUGUAAACUGCCAUGGAUUAUUUACCUGUCAGAGGAGUAAAUAAUUACCCACUAAUCCCCCCACUGACACCUGGUUCCGAUUCCAUCACCGACAAGAAGACAAACCGGAGACCUCUUGAGUUUAAAAUCCCCCUGAAGCAUGAAAUCUGUGAGAAA